CGCACACUGGCCGGGCGGGCGCGGGGUGCGGGGGCGCGGGGUGCGCGCAUGGCGGCGUCCGCCUGAGCCCCGAGGCUCGCGAGCCUUCCCUCCCGUCGACGCUGUCGGAGCCCGAGGCCCGAACCGGCGCCACCAUGGCGACCAGCGCUCCGCAGAAGGAGAACACGCUGCUGCACCUCUUCGCCGGCGGGUGCGGGGGUACCGUGGGUGCUAUCUUCACAUGCCCACUCGAGGUCAUCAAGACAAGGCUGCAGUCGUCCAGGUUGGCCCUGGGCACUGUCUACUACCCUCAGGUCCAGCUAGGGGCCAUCAGCAGCGCGGGAGUGGUGCGACCAACGUCAGUGACGCCGGGACUCAUCCAGGUUCUGAAGUCAAUCUUGGAGAAGGAGGGACCAAAGUCACUUUUUCGAGGCCUGGGUCCAAAUUUGGUCGGAGUUGCUCCGUCCAGGGCUGUGUACUUUGCAUGUUACUCCAAAGCCAAAGAACAGUUCAACGGCAUCUUCGUGCCUAAUAGCAAUGUGGUACACAUCUUCUCGGCUGGCUCCGCAGCUUUUGUCACAAAUACCUUAAUGAAUCCGAUAUGGAUGGUCAAAACCCGGAUGCAGCUAGAACGGAAAGUGCGGGGCUCUAAGCAGAUGAACACGCUGCAGUGCGCACGCUACGUUUACCAGACCGAGGGCAUCCGCGGCUUCUAUCGGGGACUCACGGCCUCCUACGCCGGCAUCUCGGAGACCAUCAUCUGCUUCGCCAUCUACGAAAGCCUGAAGAAGUACCUGAAAGAGGCCCCGUUCGCCACAUCCACUGGGGGGAACGAGAAAAAGUCCACAAGUUUCUUUGGACUCAUGGCAGCCGCUGCGAUCUCCAAGGGCUGCGCCUCCUGCAUCGCGUAUCCCCACGAGGUCAUCCGGACACGACUCCGCGAGGAGGGCACCAAGUACAAGUCGUUCCUGCAGACAGCACGGCUGGUGUUUCGGGAGGAAGGUUCCUUGGCCUUCUAUCGAGGACUCUUGGCCCAGCUCAUCCGGCAGAUCCCCAACACGGCCAUCGUGCUGUCCACGUACGAGCUCAUCGUGUACCUGUUAGACGACCCUUCUCAGUAACAGGCCCGAAACUUGGGCUCUAGAAGAAUAAAACUGAAAAAGAAAAAACUCCAGAGAAUUUUUCCCCCUCUUCCAUCUAUGUGUAAGAAUGUUCGAGACCAAGGAAAGGAAAGGCUAUGAACCAGCCACUCUUCGGUGCCUGGACGUUGCUUUUGAAGUCACGUUUGCGGGAAGGGUACAGUUCAUUCUCACUUGUCUGUUUGUUUGUUUUUUUAACUUAAAGAGGACCCAGGAUUAAGCAGCAACUAAAUUAAAUCAUGCUAUUUAAUUUAA
Molecule: messenger RNA, 1373 nt
Organism: Suncus etruscus (white-toothed pygmy shrew)
Lineage: Eukaryota; Metazoa; Chordata; Mammalia; Eulipotyphla; Soricidae
Gene: SLC25A33
Product: solute carrier family 25 member 33
Exons: 7
Coding region: 135-1100 (321 amino acids)
Biological process (GO): pyrimidine nucleotide import into mitochondrion
Cellular component (GO): mitochondrion
Molecular function (GO): pyrimidine nucleotide transmembrane transporter activity
Source: RefSeq, a predicted model, not a curated record